Messenger RNA from Girardinichthys multiradiatus, 3794 nucleotides. RefSeq names its product PPFIA binding protein 1a (gene ppfibp1a). NCBI's taxonomy places the organism in Eukaryota, Metazoa, Chordata, Actinopteri, Cyprinodontiformes, Goodeidae. Bases 175 to 2886 code for a protein of 903 amino acids. The transcript is spliced from 26 exons. Gene Ontology annotation, biological process: neuromuscular junction development. Gene Ontology annotation, molecular function: protein binding. Gene Ontology annotation, cellular component: presynaptic active zone. The record is from RefSeq and is a predicted model, not a curated record.
UUUUUCCUUUCUGGAACGCCUAACUUCAGAAUAAUUCAAUGGGAAGGUUGAACGCGAAGCAUGACGCUCCGGUGAAAAGUCCGUUAAGAUUUUCUUUGUGGGUUUAGCGCUCUGGAGUGUAAAGAAUACAACCGAAAACUAUUUCCGUACCGAAAACGAUUCCUUGAACAGAAGAUGAUGUCAGAUGCCAGUGAGAUGUUGGCGGCGGCCUUGGAGCAGAUGGAUGGGAUCAUUGCAGGCUCCAAGGCCAUUGAUUACUCCAACGGGCUGUUUGACUGCCAGUCGCCCACAUCUCCCUUCCUGGGCGGCUUCCGGGUGCUUCACCUUCUGGAGGACCUCAGAGCAGCGCUGGAGCUGAUGGACAAUGAGGAGCGGGACAACCUGCGCUGUCAGAUCCCAGAUUCCACUGCAGAGGGACUGGCACAGUGGCUGCAUGGAAGAACCACCAACGUCCACAGCUCUGAGGCAGGCUAUCAAGACCGUCUUUCACGACUGGAGAGUGACAAAGAGUGUCUUAUUCUCCAGGUCAGUGUGUUGACAGACCAGGUGGAGGUGCAGGGAGAAAAGAUUCGGGACUUGGACAAGAGUCUGGAACUUCAUCGGGAGAAGCUGAAUGCUGCUGAGGAGCUCCUUCAACAGGAGCUGUUAAAGCGGACGGCGCUGGAGACCCAGAAGCUGGAGUUGAUGACCGAGGUGUCAAGCCUGAAACUGAAGCUAACCGCUUUGGAGAGGGAUCACAGGGGCAAUGAGGGUUUGUACCAGGAAGUGACAGACCUGAGGUUCAGGAUUACUGACAUGGAGAAUGAAAGACUGCAGUGUGAGAAGAAACUAAAAGGAGCCAAACAUCCAAAGGGGAACUCAAAGCGCUUCACUGGAGAUGAGGAGGAGCUGCAGGAUCUGGAGAGGCAUCUGGAGGAGCGAGACGAGGAGCUGAGGAGGUUGAAGGGGGAGACCCACAACAGAAUUGCGGGGGGAGAAAGAGGUGCAAUCUGUUUUCUUAACGAUACAGAGAUGGUGAAGAUGAAGAGGGUGUUGGAGCUGCUGACGUCAGAGAACGACGAGAAGGAGAGAAGGAUUAAAGAGCUUGAGGAGUCAUUGACGAAGUGCAGGAGAGUGCAGGAGUUAGUAAGAGAGAAGCUAAAAGAAGAUGACUACGCUGAUGUCACAGAUGAUCCCUCGCUUUCCGUGUCCAUGGAGGUGGAUCAGGUCACCCUGGAGUUGGAGGGGGAAGCAGGAAGGAGCUGUGAUGAGUCUAUACCAUGCAUAGCAGUGCUCUCAGAAAUGAAUGAACUGGACAAAGAACGACAGCUACAAGCAGCACAAAGCUCCUUAGAUGAUCCACACAGUGACGGUUUGACUGGGACCGGCAGCACUGAGCAGGUUAAAAGCAAAGCAGGAACUAGUUCCUUAUCUAAGGGAAACACAAGCGAUGGGAAUUUUGGCAGCAAAAAGGUCCGUGCCUCAUUCGGCCGCGGCUUCUUUAAGCUGCGAGGAGGCAAACAGACAGCCAGCUCGCCCAACCUUGCUGAGACUGAACGUAAAGGCACGGAGCACCUUGAUCUCGCUGGUGUUCCUCCACAAAAACCCCACGAUGCAGCUCCUCUUCCGUCGUCUCCAGAAACCAAGAAGAAGUCAAGCGGGUUGAGGAAAUUUUUUGGCAGGCUAAAGAGGAGCCACUCCACCUCGUUCAACCUGGACGAUGGAGCUGAGACGGAGUUCAGGAGGGGCGGAGUCAGAGCCACCGCUGGCCCUCGGCUCGGAUGGUCACGUGACUCAAAACACAAGGCCGUUGAUGUUCCUUUCUCUCGCUGGAGUAAAGAGGACGUUUGUGCCUGGCUACAGGAGCAGGGCCUUGGCCUGUACGCAGCUCAGGGACAGAACUGGAUCAAAUCCGGACAAACAUUACUGCAGGCAUCACAACAUGAUCUGGAGAAGGAGCUGGGAAUGAAGUUGCCGCUUCUCAGGAAGAAACUGCAGCUUGCCCUGCAGGCUCACGGCUCAGAGGGCGAUGACCUUCAGGGCAAGCUGGACCACAACUGGGUCACCAGAUGGCUGGAUGACAUCGGCCUCCCGCAGUACAAGAGCAACUUUGAUGAAGCCCGAGUUGAUGGACGCAUGUUGCAAUACAUGACAGUGGAAGAUCUGCUGUCGCUGAAGGUUGGGAGUGUUCUUCAUCACCUCAGCAUCAAGAGGGCCAUUCAGGUCCUGCGUCUGAACUCCUAUGAACCGAACUGUCUGAGGCGACGCCCCUCUGAUGAGAACAACAUCACGCCGGCUGAGAUCUCCCAGUGGACCAACCACAGAGUGAUGGAGUGGCUGCGCUCCGUAGAUCUGGCAGAAUACGCUCCCAACCUUAGAGGGAGCGGAGUUCACGGAGGACUGAUGGUGUUGGACCCUAGAUUCAACGUGGAAGCACUCGCCCUCCUGCUCAACAUUCCUCCCAGCAAAACCCUGCUGAGACGCCACCUGGCUACACACUUCCACCUGCUUGUCGGCUCCGAGGCGCAGCAGCUCAAACAGGAGUGUCUGGAAAACCCGGAUUACACUGUCCUCACUGCUACUGCUAAGGUUAAGCCAAGACGUUCAUCUUUUGGUGGUCUUGGCUCUCUGAGGAGGAAACGUCAGGAUGAUGGGGAGGACUACAUCUGUCCUAUGAAUGUGGAAAUGCCCAAGAGCAGCAGCUUCCAGAGAAAUGUCCACAUCUAUGAGGAAACCCUGGACCACUUGGAGCAGAUGGAAGAUUCUGAAGGAACCGUCAGACAGAUUGGGGCGUUCUCAGAGGGAAUCAAUAAUCUGACGAGCAUGCUGAAGGAAGACGAGCUGUUCCAGGUGAUCUCAAUUUGUCCCUCAGAGGACAAAACAGAAGCAAACCACUCCUCCACCUGAGUAUCAGCCUGCAGCUUUCACCUGACCAAAUAUUUAGUCUCCAUACUGUAUUUAUUGAGGUUUCUCACAAUAUGCAUGAACUGAAAAUCUCUCCCUUUAACUAUGAGGAUCUGCUAUUUUGUGCGUGGUACAGGGAGCUGCUUUGUUACAAUAAAUUCAUUUAGCAGGAAGCAGCUAGACCUUUUACAUAUCUUGAAUUUUCUUCAUUGUAAAAUAGUUAGGAUUGGUGUGCAGUGGUUCUGUCUUUAGACAACUGGGAAGAAACUCAACUUACCAAGCAUCUGUGGUACCAUGGUAGCUGUUGCAUACUGCAACUGGACUCAAUUAAUCAGUGGGAGCGUGAUCUGGCAACAUGAAUGUUGAAAAGAUUACAAUCUAAUCAACUGCAUCAUGCAAAUUUGACUUGUUUUACAAUUGGGUCCAGUUCUAACUGCACCCCAGGUACCAAACUUCUACAUUAAGCAGCUCUUCUUGUGAUUUCUUUCCCUUUAGAGACAUUUUUGCCACUGUGAGCAACAAUGAAGUUAAAGGGACAGUUCAUAAGUGGUUAAAUCUUACCAUGCCCUUCUAGGUGCCUUCACUUAGUCUAAAAUCAGAUUGGACAGACCUGAAAGCUUAAACUCUGUUCAAUGAACCUUUAAAGAUGGCAAUUGUAGAAGUCUGAGGUGCUUGCCAUCAAUGACCUUGUCUGAAAUAGGAAGAUCAUCCAGCAGUCAUGACAGUUGAAAGGGUAAUAAAAAAGUUAGGAUAAACCAUUCUUACUAAAUAAGCUCACCUUAAAAAUCCUGAACUAUCCCUUUAAGGCAAAAACUGUGAAGCAGAAAGUCACAAAUUGUGUUUUUAGGAGGAAAAGCCAAAUCUUUGUUGUGCAUAUGAAUUGUUUUGGUAAUAAAAUCUAAUUAACUAUU